Neolamprologus brichardi is the source of this 1291-nucleotide messenger RNA. The record is from RefSeq and is a predicted model, not a curated record. NCBI's taxonomy places the organism in Eukaryota, Metazoa, Chordata, Actinopteri, Cichliformes, Cichlidae.
AUGUCUGUCAUUAGCACAGCUGCCUCUGAUUUUCCUCAAUUACAUCUCCACUUCCGACUACGCAGGUACCUGAGCCGUGUGUUUGGCAUGCAUCCGAAGGAAACCGCCAGACAGUUGAGCCUGGCCGUGAAGGACGGCCUGGUGGUGGAGACCCUGACAGUUGGCUGCAAGGGCUCCAAGGCCGGCAUCGAGCAAGAGGGAUACUGGCUGCCUGGGGAUGAGAUGGAUCCAAAAGCCGAGGGAAGCAAGGACUGGGAGACGGAGAGCCACGACUGGUACUGCUUCGAGUGUCACCUACCGGGUGACGUGCUAACAUGUGACAACUGCUUCCGAGUCUAUCAUCUCAAGUGUCUGUCGGACGAGUGCAAGCCGAGAGACGGAGGAUCUCCCUGGCAGUGCGUCGUCUGCAGGGGAAGUAAAAAGAAGAACUUAAACAAACAGGAGAUGUGUAAAUACCUGCGCUUCAUUGUCCAGCGUAUGAAGGAGAGGGCAGUGGACCUGAACAAAAAAGGCAAAGACACUAAACAUCCCAUGUACAGACGACUGAUCCACACUGCACUGGACGUCUCCAACAUCCAAGAGGUAACAGUGGAGCUCGGCAUCAUCACAGCUCCGCUUACAUUUACUGAGAGGUUUUGCUGUCUUAUUUUGUGUGUUGCAGUUCACAGCGACCAGGCCGAGAUCGCACGGUUGCUCUUCAGUGACACGUGUCACGAGUUGAAUGAGUUGUUGCUAUGCAAGAACUGUUUCUACCUGUCGAACGCCCGGCCCGACAACUGGUUCUGUUAUCCCUGUAGCCCCAGCCAUGACUUGGUUUGGGCCAAGAUGAAAGGUUUUGGCUACUGGCCAGCCAAAGUCCUGCAGAGAGAGGACAACCAGGUGGACGUACGCUUCUUUGGACAUCAACACCAGAGAGCGUGGAUCCCCUCAGAGAACAUCCAGGACAUCAAGGUGAGCGUGCAGCAGCUGCAGGUGAAGCGCAGCAAUGGUUGGAAAAAACUGUCUACUGAGCUCUUCCAUUCACCUCUCCAGUACACCCUGGAUGGGCCCAAAAGCCUGCUGGGACACCAGCGUACUCUGAUUAUUGACCCUUUCUGUUUUUUUUCCCAGCUCAAAGGCAGCCAGGAGCCCAAGGCGAAGAAAAGCCGUCGGACUCACGCGGUUGAGCCCAAAGAAGAAGUCAGUGUAAGCAGCUGUUAUAUAUUUUGUGUUCUUUGGCUGCAGACUGAUUUAUAACCUGAUGCUAUAUGCAUCAGUAGUACAUGGCAUAAGCGUGAGGGUGGAAAUACUC